Messenger RNA from Nymphaea colorata (pocket water lily), 1343 nucleotides. Its product is annotated as LRR receptor-like serine/threonine-protein kinase EFR. NCBI's taxonomy places the organism in Eukaryota, Viridiplantae, Streptophyta, Magnoliopsida, Nymphaeales, Nymphaeaceae. The transcript is spliced from 2 exons. The coding region runs from base 87 to 1271 and encodes 394 amino acids. The record is from RefSeq and is a predicted model, not a curated record. Gene Ontology annotation, molecular function: protein binding.
UUAGGUGCCUUAUUUCUUCUCCUACAAACAAGGAGCUCUUUCCCUGUCCAUGCCGCCACAAAGUUCAACUAAUUUUACGUACCACCAUGAUGGCUCUCAAAUUUUUGCUUCCAACUCCGGCUGCUUCUGUCAUAUUUCUGUUGUUCUCUUGCUCUUUAUUUGUUGGUUCAUCUCCCAGUGAUUCCAUCGCUGAUCACGAAGCCUUGUUGUCCUUGAAGAGCCUCGUGAGCAACCCUUCUGGUUCUUUGGCUUCUUGGAACCAUAGCUCUAGCUACUGCAACUGGAAAGGGGUCUCCUGCAACAAUUGCAGCCGACGAGUCAUUGGAAUUGAUCUACAAGGGCUGCACCUGGAAGGAACGAUGACGUCCAGGAUAGGUAAUAUCUCCUUCUUUGAGUUCCAGAACAAUAAAUUCUCUGGCAGUCUUACUGAGAAUAUUGGAGGGCUUUCCAGCUUGAAAUUUCUGAACUUGAGCAACAAUGCCAUCAGUGGUGCCAUUCCUAUGAACAUCACCAGAUGCUCUAGCCUUGAAGUCAUUGACCUCACCGACAAUGAAGUCACCGGCACCAUACCUCCUGAGCUUGACCGUCUAUACCACCUGAAAGUCUUGAACUUAGCGCAGAACAAUAUUUCAGGUACCAUUCCUCCUGCUCUUAGUAAUCUCUCGUCCCUCACCACCCUAAAUUUGGCCACCAAUUCCCUUCACGGUCCCAUACCAGAAGUUUUAAGUCGUCUGAGGAAACUGCAGCACUUGCAAAUCUCCUUGAACAUCCUCAGUGGCACGGUCCCAACUUCUCUUUACAAUAUGUCCUCAAUCAACACGUUUGCUUUGGCCUCAAACCAAUUGUGGGGAGAAAUCCCUGCGGACAUUGGCUUCACCAUGCCUAAAAUGUUGUCUUUCCAUAUUUAUUUCAAUAAAUUCACUGGCACCAUCCCCCCAAGUCUGCAUAAUCUCACAAAGAAGCAGAGCAUCCGGAUGUCACACAACCUGCUGCGUGGUACUGUGCCAGGAGGCCUGGAAAGGCUAGCGGACCUUAUUCUCUACACCAUUGGAUUCAACCAUCUUGUUAACAGCAAAGAGAAGGGGCUGAGUUUGCUUAAAUCCCUUACCAAUGCUACCAAACUUGAGUUUCUUGCCAUUGAUGGGAACUUGUUUGAGGGAGAAAUUCCAGCUUCUGUAGGGAACAUGUCAAGGCAGCUCUCUAAGCUCUACAUGGGUGGGAACAUGAUCUCUGGCUGGAUUCCAUUGGGAACAAGCUCACAGGGGACAUAGCAACUUCCAUAGGAACCUCACCAAGUUAAGUCAGCUCGAUCUGUCUGUCAAUAAUUUCAUGGGAGUGAUACC